Messenger RNA from Salvia miltiorrhiza (redroot sage), 1892 nucleotides. RefSeq names its product AP-4 complex subunit mu. Gene Ontology annotation, biological process: protein targeting; Golgi to lysosome transport. The transcript is spliced from 13 exons. Gene Ontology annotation, cellular component: cytoplasmic vesicle; clathrin adaptor complex; trans-Golgi network. NCBI's taxonomy places the organism in Eukaryota, Viridiplantae, Streptophyta, Magnoliopsida, Lamiales, Lamiaceae. The record is from RefSeq and is a predicted model, not a curated record. Bases 649 to 1695 code for a protein of 348 amino acids.
AGUUUCUUCUUUACGCUUCAGCUGUCCGAUUAUAUAAUUAUUAUUAUUUUCAUCUGGUAAUUGCUUUGAACUUUUUGCCAUACUUUAGAUUCAGUUUACUGUAGGAAGGUGAUGUUCGUUGGAUGUUUGAAUUCGAUGUUUUCUAAAAUUCUAUGCAGAUCUGUUACUUAGACAGGAAUCAGAGUGGUGUCUUAGUUAAUAGGUAUAGGCGAGGGGGGGCUUUAUAUUUGCAUGACGAUAAUUCUUUGGAGUUUCAAAGAGCUUCUAAGGAAUGUCUUGGUGUUGAUUAAUCUCUAAUAUAUUUGGACCUGAAUUAUUGAUUUGAUCUUCUACUCGCACCUGAUGGUAGUUAGUUGUAAAGUAUGAUCAGUCCAUCUGAUUGACUACAACUUCUGAGACCGUCGUGACGUACAGAAAGGAAGUGCAGAGAUAUUCUUCCGCAAAGUAAAGUUCUGGAAAGAAGAUGGCAAAGAGGAAGCACCACCUGUAUUUAAUCUGGAUGGCGUAAACUAUUUCCAUGUGAAGGUUGUUGGCCUGCUCUUUGUUGCAACCACAAGAACCAACUUGUCCCCUUCCUUAGCUUUAGAGCUUCUGCAGAGGAUUGCACGCGCCAUCAAAGAUUACCUUGGAGUUCUGAAUGAAGAGUCUAUGCGAAAAAAUUUUGUUCUUGUCUAUGAGCUGCUUGAUGAAGUGAUAGAUUUUGGGUAUGUUCAAACAACAUCUACUGAGGUAUUGAAGUCUUAUGUAUUCAAUGAACCAAUUGUGGUUGAUGCUGCACGCUUGCCGACUCUGGGCCCUGCAGCCUUAUUUAUGCAAGGAAACAAACGAAUGCCUGGUACAGCUGUUACAAAAUCAGUCGUGGCAAAUGACCCCGGGGGUAGGAAAAGGGAGGAAAUCUUUGUUGAUAUCAUUGAGAAAAUAAGUGUUACUUUUAGCUCCAGUGGAUACGUAUUGACUUCUGAAAUUGAUGGUACUAUUCAAAUGAAGAGUUAUCUAACAGGAAACCCAGAAAUCAGAUUAGCUCUCAAUGAUGACCUACACAUUGGAAGAGGCAGCGUGCCACAUUUUGGCUACAGUGGUUCUUCAGGAUCAGGAGCAGUUAUUUUGGAUGACUGUAAUUUUCACGAAUCUGUACAUAUGGAUAGUUUUGAUAUAGACAGAACACUGAGUCUGGUACCACCCGAUGGGGAGUUCCCUGUAAUGAAUUAUCGCAUUACUCAAGAAUUUAAGCCCCCCUUCACAAUUAACACCUUAAUUGAAGAAGCAGGAUCACUUAAGGCUGAGGUGAUUCUGAAGAUCCGUGCUGAGUUUCCUUCUAGCAUCACUGCUAACACAAUUUUUAUAGAGAUGCCAUUACCAACUUAUACAACGAGAGUCAAUUUUGACCUAGAACGCGGUAUAGUUGGUCAGAAUGCCGAUUUCAAAGAAUCGCAAAAGAAACUCGAAUGGAGUGUUAAGAAGAUUGUAGGGGGAUCAGAACACACUCUACGAGCGAAGUUAAACUUUUCACAGGAAUUGCAUGGAAAUAUCACUAAAGAAGCUGGGCCUGUGAGUUUGACCUUCACAAUACCUAUGUACAACCCUUCAAGACUACAGGUGAAGUACUUGCAGAUAGCAAAGAAGAGCAAAACUGCCAACCCGUAUCGGUGGGUGAGAUAUGUGACUCAGGCUAAUUCUUAUGUUGCUCGCAUUUGAAAAUAGUCAUGCUCCUGUUCAUUUCUUCAUCGCAUGUUUACUACAAUUGAGAUCCAUUUUAUAGAUAAUUUUUCCCUUACGUUCUUCCUUUUUGUCGCAUUGUAUUUAGAAUAUUAGUAACCUACCAGGUGUGGUUACUUAUCGACUUAUUGUGCUACCUAUAAAUCUAUACAAUUUGCCAUUUGUGCUGUUGUACA